ACUAUAUAUAGAAAACUGAAAGUUGAGAGAAUCUAAGCAAUAGGUGAGAUAUGAUUGGGUAUUUUCCUUUUCCUUACUCUGCAUUUCCUAUUUCAUUACAGAUUUAACCCCAAAGAUAAACCCUUCAUCUCCGUCACUACAGUUUUUUCACCACCACUACCACCGCCACUGUUUCUUGCUCCUUUCAUUGAGGGGGGAAGAGAGAGGGUAGCAGGUGCGCCAAACACCUCACAAUAUUCACGCCACUCACCUCUCUCUCUCUCUCUAAAAUACCUUGAAACCCUUAUCAUCAGAUCCUAAUCUUCCAACAUCAGUCCUCUUUCUCUCUCCCCAUAUCCAUUGACGACUUCGACUCAGUCUCUGGUUGUCUCUACAGAUUUCAGGGAUUAAUGGGGCAAAAGAAGAAACCCCGAAGUGGUCAACAUGAUAAGCGGGGUGCAACCCGUUCUCAGAGGACUGUUUCAGAACCAAACAUUCCAAGUAUUGAGAGUGUUGAUGAUAAAGUUUCAGUUUCGAAAGAGAGGAAAAUAUGUGCCCAUCUUGAAAAGGGUAUUGAUUUAGACAAGUUUUCUUCAAAAAUUCGUUCUGCGGAACCUGUUAAGUGUCAAGAUUGUAGGGGAAGUGCGGUCGAUAGGCGAGGAAGGGGUAAACAUGGGAAGAAGAAAGAAGGUGGUUCUGCAGACUCUAAAGCCAUUUGGGUUUGCUUGGGAUGUGGAUAUUUUUCAUGUGGAGGGAUUGGACUGCCAACCACUCCUCAAAGCCAUGCAGUUCGGCAUGCCAGACAAUCCCGUCAUCCCUUGGCUGUGCAAUUUGAAAACCCUCAUCUUCGAUGGUGCUUCUCGUGUGAAGCACUCAUUCCUGUUGAAAAAUCAGAAGAGAAUGGUGAACGAAGAGAUGUGUUAUCUGGCAUUGUGAAAAUGAUAAAGGGGCGAUCAUCUGAAGGCUCAGUGGAGGUUGAGGAAGUUUGGUUUGGGACUGGCAGUGUUACAAGCGAAUUAAAAUUAGAAAAGGAUUACACAGUAUCAAGUAGUUCAGAUGGAAGAGGUGUUUAUGUUGUGAGAGGCUUGGUUAAUUUGGGGAACACUUGUUUCUUCAACUCAAUCAUGCAGAAUCUAUUGGCGAUGGAUAGAUUGCGAGAUUACUUCAUGAAGCUGGACGUUUCUGCUGGGCCUCUUACUGUUGCUCUGAAGCAGCUUUAUAAUGAAACUAGCCCGGAGGCAGGCUUGAGAAAUGCAAUAAAUCCGCAAUCCCUUUUGGGUUGUGUUUGUGCCAAGGCUCCCCAAUUUAGGGGAUAUCAGCAGCAUGACAGUCAUGAGUUACUCCGUUGUUUACUUGAUGGGUUGUGUUCGGAAGAGUUGAGUUCAAGAAAACAAGCUAAUUCUUCUCAGGAAGAUGGGAUAUCUCCAAAUCAGGGUCUUCUUUACGUAGAUGCUGUCUUUGGGGGCCAAAUCUCCAGUACUGUUUGUUGUUUGGAAUGUGGACACUCCUCAACAGUGUAUGAGCCAUUUCUAGAUCUCUCACUACCUGUUCCAACUAAAAAACCUCCAUCUAAAAGGGCCCAACCAAUCUCCCGACCCAAGAAAUCAAAACUGCCUCCAAAAAGAAGUGAAAGGAUUCGGUCAAAAGUUAACAGAGAUAUUACUGUAUCAGCUCCUGCUGUUUCAAACUCCCAAAAUAUUGGUAAUUCUUCUUGCCAAAUACAGUGUAGUGUUCCUGUUGCGGGAAAAGUGGUGGCUUCUUCGGAUGAAUCUAAAUCGCCAGAAUCCAUUGCCCCAAGUACUGCAGACAAUGACAAGGGUGCAAUUUCUCAUAAUUUCUCAGCUACUGGGGAAAUUGAAAACAAGCAAUUUUUUGAAAAGGUUACUGAAGAAACGGGGGAUUCAUUGGACAAUUUGUCAUGGUUGGAUUACCUUGAACCAGAUAUUGCCUCAAAUGACUGCAAUAUAGAUGUUCAUGGGGGGGCGACGAAUGAUCACAUUAUGACUUCACAAAAUAAUGAUGAUUCAGUAAUUCAAGAGUCUGGAAACAAGGUUGCUGUUCAGAUUCAGAAUGAAGUCUUAUUGCAUAAUGAGUUGGAAUCUAGUAGUCAGGUUUGCUCACAUUAUAUGGAGAAAACUGUUGCUUCACCAGCUGAUUUGACGUUUUUGGAUUACAUUGAACCAGAUAUUUCUUUAGACAACCAUGACAGGGCUUCACAAAAUAGUGGUACGCCAGUGAUUCUAAACACUGGAAAUGAGGAUGCUGUUCAGAAUAAUGUCUUUUCACGGAAUGAUUCAGAAUGUAGUAGUCAAGUCUGUUCAUUUUAUAUGGAGUCAAGUCAAAACGUGGAUACAUUGGGUAAUUCCCGGGAAGAUGAGCUCCCAUUACAAGUUCAAGGUUCUGAAGUCUUGUUGCUCCCAUACAAAGAAGAGACUUCUACUCCUGACGAGAUGUUAAGAGGAGAAGGUGAGGUCUCCUCAUCAGCUAUUGGUUAUGAACAAGAUUCGUUUGAUGGUUUUGGAGGCUUGUUUAAUGAGCCUGAAAUUGAUGCAGCCCUUAGUAUGAAACCUUUGUCAAGUGAUAAUAAAUUUCAGGCUAAUGAAGUUGCAGAAACUGGUUUUAUGGAUGGACAUAGUAGCGAGUCUGAUCCGAAUGAAGUUGAUAAUACUGAUUCUCCAGUGUCCAUAGAUAGUUGUCUGGCUUAUUUCACCAAACCAGAGCUUCUCUCCAAUGAACAUGCGUGGCUUUGUGAAAACUGUUCUAAAACUCUUCUAGAGCAGAGGAUGAUAUCAAGAAAAAAAGAGAAGAUUCCGAUGUCAAAGAAUGGAAUAAUUGGAGGUGAGGAUAGAAUACAAAGUGCUCCAUCGGGUUCAGGCAAGGAGUGCUCCUCUCAUACUGAGGUCGGUAACCUUAGUAAUGGAAAUAUUAAGAGUGAUGGAUUUGGUGCUGUUGAUGAAAGCUUGGUGUCACAUAAUGAGAGCGUUGAUAAUAAUGAGAACUGCAUACUUGAAACUGGUCAGAAAGCUGAGAUAAACAGUGUAGCUUCCCAGUCGGAUGAAAUGAACAAUGCACUUCCAGAGUUAUCAGAGUCUUCAAGUAGCUAUAAAACUUGUUGUCAAGAGAGUUUUAAUGGUCAAGCCAGUGAUUCUUGUAGUGUUCAUGAGCCAAGGAGUUCUGGUUGCAAUGCUGAUAAAGUUCAGCAGAGGGAAACCCGGUUGUUUGCUGGGGGACGUGAAUCAGAAGGAAGUGAAGAUGACAAGACAGAUUCUGAGAGCGUGAAAGUGAAGAGGGAUGCAACUAAAACAAUCCUCAUUGAUAGGGCCCCACCUAUUUUGACCAUUCAUCUAAAGAGAUUCAGCCAAGAUUCUCGUGGUCGCUUGAGUAAAUUGAAUGGCCAUGUGGAUUUCAGAGAUGCUAUUGAUCUCAGUCCAUAUAUGGAUCCCAGGUGCACAGAGAGAGAGAGGUACAAAUACCGUCUCGUUGGGGUGGUGGAGCAUCGGGGGACAAUGAGAGGAGGUCACUAUGUUGCAUAUGUUAGAGGAGGUGCAAAGGGCAUGGGGAAGGCUGAGAGAGAAAAUGGAAAUUUCUCGUGGUACCAUGCCAGUGAUGCUUAUGUGCGAGAGGCUUCUUUGGAAGAAGUUCUUCACUGUGAGGCCUACAUCUUAUUCUAUGAAUUUUUUUGAGAAACAGCUCCUCUUCGCAUUCUUUUUGUGAUGUUUGAAUAGAAUUUGGGAAUUAAUCCAAGCACCCGCACAGGAGGGUACAACAAUUAUUGUACCCAUUUUUUUGAUUCAGAAAAGAGAGAGAGAGAGAGUACAACAAUUAUUGUACCCAUUGUUUUGACUUGGAAGAGAGAGAGAGCGACAGCAAUUACAAAAAUAUUGAUACCCAUUUUUUUUUGUUACAAUUGCCAAGAAUCUUUGCUAUAUAUAUUAUCAUCACACGAAUCAUUUGUGGGAUGGUUUCUGCAACUACUUAGUGCCGAAACACCAGGUUCAUUUGAUUUGUCAUUCUCUGUAUAGCAAGUUUUUAGUUGUUCAGAAAUCAGGAUGUGGGAAAUAUGUGUUUCGGAUGAAGGUCAGGCGAAUGAUUUUUCUUAACUGCAUUUGUCCAACCUAUAGCUGGCGGAAAAUAGAAGCCGGAAAUUGAUCUGUCCUGCAAUUCAGCUAGUGUGAAGCUGUUGGCGCUAUUAAACGAAGGUACAGAUAGAAGGCACUUUUUUCUGAUAUACUCAAUGAUCUAACAUACUGCAAAUGAUCUGAAGCAGGGAUGUGUUCAGUCCCAGAAACAACUUGCAGGUCUUGGACAGAUUCACUAGGGCAUUUACAGCCAAUGAGCCUUGUCCAUUGCCAAAAGCUUGAGAUGAUGAGAAGCAAUCAGAUGACCGGUUCCUGAUGCAACCAUUGUCGUGACAACAGCUCUGUGGCAUGUUUGUCUGGUCGUGGAAGCUAGUAGCUGCCUCAGUCAAAGGCGGGCUAACUACACCUGUGCGGAGUCAAUUUAUAUUGGUAAACAUUAUUCUCUAUCUGGAUGGCUAGGGUUUAUACUGAAAUUUUGUUGGUCGUCAAGAUGAUAAGAGUUGGAGAAAUUGAAAAUACUGAGGUCUGGUUUAUUAUGUCUAUCUACAUCAAAGAGAUGAGAAUGCACUCAAAGUCCAACCCAUGAAUUUCAGUAUGAACAUUUCCGGUGGACUAUCAAAUGUUUGAACUAUACUUUCACUACAUCUCACGAAUAAGCUCUAGUCUAGAUGGAAUAUGCUGUUUGCUUGAAGUUUUGAAAAAAAAAAAAAAAAAAAUAUCACUGCAUCGUUCCACUGUGGAAUCCCUAUGAAGACAAAAAGUGUCACAGAGUCCUAUUAAGAUUACUUGUUAUGUAGGUUGGUCCAGAAAGCCAUAUUACAACUGCUGGUUAUGUAUUUUAGUGGUUGCCUUUUACUUUAAGAAUACUAUUUUUACAAUCAAUACAGGGACUUUGGUCCCUUUCACACA
Molecule: messenger RNA, 4967 nt
Organism: Cornus florida
Lineage: Eukaryota; Viridiplantae; Streptophyta; Magnoliopsida; Cornales; Cornaceae
Product: ubiquitin carboxyl-terminal hydrolase 2
Exons: 3
Coding region: 390-3662 (1090 amino acids)
Biological process (GO): protein deubiquitination
Cellular component (GO): nucleus; cytosol
Molecular function (GO): zinc ion binding; cysteine-type endopeptidase activity; cysteine-type deubiquitinase activity
Source: RefSeq, a predicted model, not a curated record